This is a messenger RNA of Galeopterus variegatus (Sunda flying lemur), 903 nucleotides long. It is a transcript of the gene ANKRD45, whose product is annotated as ankyrin repeat domain 45. NCBI's taxonomy places the organism in Eukaryota, Metazoa, Chordata, Mammalia, Dermoptera, Cynocephalidae. The transcript has 5 exons. The coding region runs from base 1 to 735 and encodes 244 amino acids. The record is from RefSeq and is a predicted model, not a curated record. Gene Ontology annotation, molecular function: protein binding.
AUGGAGUCAGAAGGACCUGCAGAGUCAGACAGUUCAGAAAAAUUAGUAUUUUCCCCACAGCAAGAAGAAGAAGAAAAUAAUGAAGAAGAAGCUCAAGAAUCGGAGAAAACAGGCACUGUGAACCCCCUUUUACAACCUGCUCUCACAGGGGAUGUAGAAGGUUUGCAGAAGAUUUUUGAGGAUGCUCAGAAUCCUCAUCAUGAACAGGCCGUGCAGUUACUCUUGGAAGAAGACAUUGUUGGGAGAAAUUUGUUGUAUGCAGCUUGCAUGGCCGGGCAAAGUGAUGUGAUUAGAGCUUUGGCAAAAUAUGGUGUGAAUCUGAAUGAAAAGACCACCAGAGGGUACACACUCUUACACUGUGCUGCAGCCUGGGGUCGUUUGGAAACUUUGAAAGCACUAGUGGAACUAGAUGUUGAUACAGAAGCUUUGAAUUUCCGGGAAGAAAGAGCUCGAGAUGUUGCUGUUCGGUAUUCCCAGACUGAGUGUGUUGAAUUCUUGGACUGGGCAGCCAUCUCAGCAGAAGACACAGAAAAGGGACCAGGGAAGCUCCUUAAGGAAGACAAGAACACCAUCCUCAAUGCAUGCCGUGCUAAAAAUGAGUGGUUGGAAACCCAUUCAGAAGCUUCCAUUAAUGAGCUUUUUGAGCAGAGACAACAAUUGGAGGAUAUUGUGACUCCCAUCCUCACAAAGAUGUCUAUACCACGUCAAGUGAAAAGUGCCAAAUCUAUAAACUAAGUCAUGGUCAGAAGAGAAGUCAAGAUUAUACCUUCUACUGAACAUAUAUUUUGUAAAAGGACAUGUUUUCUUCUAGUGUAUGUAAAGGAAAACCUAUUUAUGCCAAUGGAAGUCAAGUAAAUAGAUGUGGGGUUUUAUCCAAGUAUUUAAGUACAAAAUUAAAUCACC